This is a messenger RNA of Trypanosoma conorhini, 1611 nucleotides long. RefSeq lists its product as uncharacterized. Lineage: Eukaryota; Euglenozoa; Kinetoplastea; Trypanosomatida; Trypanosomatidae. The annotation marks the transcript as partial. The record is from RefSeq and is a predicted model, not a curated record. The transcript has a single exon.
GGCCGAACAUGCCAGGUGGGCCGUUCGUCGCGUGAGGGCGGCGCGCCGUACGGAAGCGGCCCCUCGGCUCCCGGGCCGUGUGCGGUCAGCAUUCGCCGCUUCAGCAAGCCGGGCGCCCCGCCGGAACCCGGCCCCGGCGAAAAGGGCGGGCCCGGCGGAGGGAGGGCGGAAUGGCCCCGAGAGCGCGCGCGGGGCACGCGGCGUGCGUCGUGGCGGCUCCCCCGGCAUAUGCGGGGCGCUGGCCCAGCAGCCUUGUCGGUCCCGCUGGGAAAAAAAAGAAAUUCGCCCCCUUGCAGGCGAAGGAAGUUAGAAAAAGAUGCAGAGGAACACCUCCACCCGCACGCGCUGGUGAGAAGUCUUGCGAUUCCCGCGACGCCCUCCGGAAGCAUCUGUCCACGGCGCACGGCGCAAGUCACGCCCAGGGGACUGUUUGGUCGCGUCCAACGGCAGCGCCCCCACAAAAAACGACCAUGCGAUGACCGUGAAGCGGGCGCGGCGGACCGAUGCCAAAGAUUCCUCGGCGCGAUGUGUGCACAGAGUGCCCGCGCCGCCCCCCAACCCCUCGCCACCGAGCGCACACCCCAGGCGCCCACGCUGGCAGAUCUCACGGCAAGGGCAAACCGCGCCGUGGUUCGGAAACAGCUUGUAUGUGAGGGGGCGCCGGGGCACUUGCUUCCCCGCGCGGCCCGACAAUCCAAAUUCGACCUGGAGGGAUUGGAGGCACCUGAGCUCGACAGUUCAGCAUGCAACUGGCUCGGCUCGCUUGCGGGCCUGUUCGGCCCCCCAAGCCGUGAACCGUUUGCCGUCCAUGGCGACAAUACGUGUGUGGAUGGCGUCGCUCGCCCGUUGGGUGGAGGCAGCGCCCUUUGUUUUAUUGUUUUGCUCCUUUUCCCAGCUUUGAUUCUUUUGCUUCGGCCUUAUACACCCCGUUGGCAACGGCAUAGCACGCCACGGAAACCGCAGAUCGUGGGUUUUCCGCCUUCCUCGCGUCUUGGAGGAGGAAACGGGCCCGGCAAGAGGGCCGGGGCCCAACUUCGGCAGCCUCGAGGGACGGCGAAGGCGCCGUCGCGGCAAUCCACGCAGCGGAGUGGCGGCGGAGCACCGCGCGCGCGCCGAGGCGGGGCGGUUGCGGGCGGAGAAAAAGAAACCUCCCACCGAAGAAGCGGCAGGAUGGUGUUGUGUGCUUUGCGCCUGAAACGCCGAGUUCUCCCUAUUCGGAACACCCUUGUGGGCGGGAUUGGGGGCGGGAGUUCUUUUUUUCCUUUGUUUCGGCGCCGGCGGCGGGAGGCAGCAAUUUUCUUCCCUACAGCGUCCUACGGAGGGUUGCGGCACUAUCUGGGACGCUUUUCUUUUUGCGAAAACAAGUGUUUAAAAGGGCGCGCAAGGGCAAAAAAAAAAACGAAAAGAAAAGGGGAACGACUUUGGUUUGCGUCGCUCUUCUUGUUGCCCCUCCGGCGUGCUUUCUUAUUGCGUUGGCGGUGCGGUGGGAAGGAGGGAGGGAGGGAGAAAAAAAAAGCGGAGGCGGCGGCGGGGCACUGGGCUGGCGCGGAGCUUCCGCAGUCGUCUUGGCAGCGCCGCGCGCCACCAACAACAACAACAACAAAAAAAUAA